Molecule: messenger RNA, 1500 nt
Organism: Trichoderma citrinoviride
Lineage: Eukaryota; Fungi; Ascomycota; Sordariomycetes; Hypocreales; Hypocreaceae
Product: MFS general substrate transporter
Exons: 6
Coding region: 1-1500 (499 amino acids)
Biological process (GO): transmembrane transport
Cellular component (GO): membrane
Molecular function (GO): transmembrane transporter activity
Source: RefSeq, a predicted model, not a curated record
AUGGAUACUGAAAAGGUGGAAAACGUGAACGAAGUGGAUGUGGUUGACUAUCAGGAGAAGCAGGCGGGAUUUACCUCCGCCGAGCCAGACCUUACAGCGGAGGAGAGGAAGCUUGAGAAACGCUUGCUUCUCAAAGCUGAUAUCCUGAUUGUGGGAAUUACUUCCUUGGUGUUUCUUGUCAACCAAUGGGAUCGAGGAAACAUUGGCAACGCUCGUGUAAUGGGACUUCAGAAAGACCUCAAUAUCAGCAACAGCCAAUUCUACGACGCUGUGUCUCUAUACUAUGUGGGCUAUGUCAUCUGCAUCAUCCCAGCCAACCUUUCCAUCCGAUUCUUCAAAGCCCAUCGACAAAUUGGCGGCUGCGUCAUUAUAUUUGCCACACUCUCAUGCUGCAUGGCUGCUGCAAAGAAUGCGACUACUAUUCUGGCCCUCCGAAUUUUGUUCGGUUUUGCAUCUACAUUCCUUCAAGCCCUUACUUUAUAUACCAGCCUAUGGUACAAGCGCAACGAACUGGCCAUUCGAAGCGGAGUGUUUUACUCCGCAGCAACAAUCGCCGGUGGCUUCAGCGGCCUCAUUGCCUAUGCCAUCCAAAAGAAUCUAGAUGGUGCUUUGGGACAUGCAGCCUGGCAGUGGCUGUUUAUCAUCCAGGGAUGUGCCGGCAUUUUUGUCGGAAUCUGUGGCUGGCUGUUGCUCCCUCCUCCUCCUGAUCAGAUCAAGGAUUUGAAGCACUGGAUCUUUUCCAAAGCUGAACUUGAAGUGGCUAUCAAACGCCUCAAGACCUACAACAAGGCCGGUGCUGGAUUCGAUAAGCGUCAGAUGCUGGCUGCCUUCAAAGACCCAAAGGUAUACUGUUGUUCGCUCAUGAACGCUGGGAUUUCUCUCGGUCUGGCCUCGAUCAGUGCGUUCCUGCCAAGCUUCAUUCAGCAGUUCAACUUUUCCCCUGCCCGGACCCAGCUCUUCUCCAUCAUACCGUACGCCUGCGCCUUCGUCACCCUCCUCGUUGUCAACACCGCAUCCGACCGCACAAACGUAAAGGGACCCUUCUUGAUGCUUUGCUUUGGCUUUUCGAUCACGGGCUACAUAGUUCUCAUGGCGGUGACGAGCGUCAAGGCCAAGAUCUUUGGCACUUGUCUCAUCACCAUGGGUGUUUUCCCCUGUGUCACUCUCCUGGGAGCUUGGACGAGCAUCAAUGUCGGUGGCUUCACGAAGCGUGCCAUGACAUGGGGGACUGCGGAAGUCGUGGGCCAGUGCUUUGCCAUUUUGGCUUCGCACAUCUAUACUGAUCCUCCGCGUUACAUCAAGGGCCAUGCCAUCAGCUUGUCGUUUCAGAUUGUGGGCUUUUUAUCUGCCCUUGUCAUGUGGAUCUACAUGCGAUGUAUGAACGUCAAGAAGGAAAGAGAGGCUGCUGAACAUCAGGCAGCGGGUACCGUUCAUCCCAUGAGAUACCAGUCUCUUGAGGAGGUUUACGACCACCAUCCUGAUUUUCGAUAUAUUCUGUAA